GUUGUCUGUAACCCACAGCGCCAAAAGUGAAGGACCCCGAGAGAGGCAGGCUACCCGAAUGAAUGCCUGAGGCGCCGGAGGCAAUCAACUGUCUUGAAACAUUUUUCUCAAAGGGUACGGCUCUGGUCUCGGCCGUUGGUGGAGGAAAAUGACAAAAAUAAGUGCCAUAAGGGCACAUCUUUUGUAGGCAAUAGCUGAGACAACUAAAGUUAGAGGCGGCAGGGUCCUCUUAGGCAUCUCCCCGCAGUUUUCCCAGAGUGCGCCGCGCGUGACAACCUUUGGCUAGAUCCACGGGGUACAGUGGACCAAAAAAAUAGCUACUGGGCAUGGCCCUGUACGCGACCCGUAGGGCUCGCUUAUAAAAAGGCUCAGCUGGGGCGGGGCGGAGAUACCCGUGGUGUGAUGUUUUGCUUGGUCUGGGAGUGUGGCCCCAGUUUCGACACCUUUUGCGCAUUAGGAGCGUCAGUGUAUCAGUUUACUAGCUCCUUGGCGAUCCCACCACCAUCCAUCCAGCUGGUGCCCCCGCACCCAAGCAGCCAAGAGGAUCCCAUCCACAUCUCAUGCGUGGCCCCCGGGGACUUCCCGGGAGCUAACUUCACACUGUAUCGAGGGGGGCAGGUGGUCCAGCUCCUGCAGGCCCCCAUGAACCAGCGCGGAGUGACGUUCAACCUGAGUGGCGGCAGCAGUGAGGCUCCAGGGGGACCCUUCCACUGCCAGUAUGGAGUGAUAGGCGAGCACAACCAGCCCCAGCUGUCAGACCUCAGCGAGCCUGUGAACAUCUCCUACCCAGUGCCCACAUGGAUCUUGGCGCUCUCCCUGAGCCUGGCUGGUGCCCUCCUCCUCCUCACUGGGCUGGUGGCUGUUGCCCUCUUGGUCAGAAAAGUUAAACUCAAAAAUUUACAGAAGAAAAGAGAUGGAGAAUCCUGCUGGGCCCAGAUUAACUUCGACACCACAGACAUGUCCUUCGAUAACUCCCUGUUUACCAUCUCCCCGAAAAUGAUGCCAGAAGACCCAGCCAACUUGGAUGAUCACGCAGGCACCAGCGCCACCCCUGGCAACUCCAGGACCCGGAAGAGGCCCACUUCCACAUCCUCCUCACCUGAGCCCCCUGAGUUCAGCACUUUCCGGGCCUGCCAGUGAGGCUGAGGACUGGGGGUUCCCUCCGUCUCCAGGCAUUCGGGGCCUGACGUCCCUCCAGCCACUUCUGGGGUGUGUGUGGGGGGCUCUGUUGGCUGCUUUCUCAGGGAAUUAGACAGGAAAUGAAGGGGAACCCUGGCCUUAGGAUUUUCAUCACAGAGGAGAGGGAGAGAGGGCACAGGCAUGGGCCUGGCACUGGACAGGCAACAAGAAGUCCCCCCUCGACCUUCAGCUCCUCAGGACCACCAGAGAAGGAGACAUCAGGACCCCUUCUGAUCCCACCUGGGACAUAAGGGGUCCCAGGUCUCUGCACACCCCUGGAGUUCCUCCCUUCCCCGCUGGGUUUUUGAGCAUAGGGUGCCCUUGGGUGUGUUGAGUGUGUCUGCCUGCUGACUUGCCUAAGUUAUAAAUUAUAACACGUGUCAAGGUGUU
Messenger RNA from Callithrix jacchus (white-tufted-ear marmoset), 1569 nucleotides. The record is from RefSeq and is a predicted model, not a curated record. NCBI's taxonomy places the organism in Eukaryota, Metazoa, Chordata, Mammalia, Primates, Cebidae.